UAGAUUCUGACUGUAGAGAUGACAAGCUGACAGCAACUGAUGUUGAUUCGUACCUGGUGUCACCUGGUUAUUCGAGACAUUAUUACAGCAACCUCGCAUGUAGAUGGACAAUAUCAAGUAAUGACCCGCAAAGGACGAUAGAGGUCGAGGUCAUGCAAGUGGAGAUAUCGGGCACACCCCCCCUGCUUGUAACGAAGACAAACUCGAAGUGGAUUACCUUCAUUGGUCCUUGCCAAAAGAUGUUAUAUGCGGUUCAAGCAUCCCGAGACAAAAGUUCGUUAGCAUGGGUAACACCAUGUUAAUCACAUUCACUUCAGACAGUGCCAACGAAGGCCAAGGUUUUGAUGUACGAUAUCGUCUGGUACAAGUCAAAAGCACGUAUGCCCCGUGUAAUCAGACAUUGGUUGCAUCUGGAACAGAACAGGUUCUUACAUCGCCAGGAUAUCCACAGAUCUCACUCCUGACACAAAGCUGUAUCUUCACAAUUAGAGCACAAAGCGGUUAUCACAUAAGAGUGACCCUGAUCGACCUUGACAUUGAAUACUCUCCAGCCUGCAAACAUGACAGCUUGACAAUAUCAGAUGGUACUUUGACGCUAGAUGAGUUAUGGUGUGGGAAAAGGGCUGGAGAGGUUGUGAACAGUCAGAGGAACGAAAUCACAGUGAUCUACGGUAUUGAUGACUCCAACAACGGACAGGGUUUCUCCCUCAAGUACUCCGAAGUCAGAGGAUCAGCAAGCAGAGUCCAAGAAAUGGUCAUGCCCGUACGAAACACUCCACUUUACUUAACCUCACCUGGAUUUGAAAAACGAUUCCCUCAAGGCAUCACCUACAGCUACAUCUUUACUGCUGAUCCGCGACAAAGAAUACGUCUGCGUGUUCAGGAAUCAUAUCUGCGUUACAACACUGCCGACGGAAGCUGUCUCAGUGAAAGGGUCAGGCUUUAUGAUGGCCCAUCUUCAACCAGUUCCGAGCUGAAGUCUAUUAACACUGGAGAAUAUGGCUGGUGUGCCUUGGACCUGCCUGUCUUCAUCAGCAGCAGCAAUUACAUGACCAUGGUGUUCAAAACAGUCAACUCUUUUGACCAUGGGAGAAUUGGCUUUGUGCUAAUGUAUGAGCAAGGAAACUUCAGUGAUCCUCUCCCAUGUGGUGAGUCCUUGACAGCGUCGUUGAGGAAGUCGUACCUCAUGAAGAAGAUUCAGCCACACACGUCCUGUACAUGGGUGUUGACAAGAGAAACAAACAAUACCUACAUUCAACUUAAUGUCUUGCGUUAUGAUGUCGGGAGACGGAACGACGACAAGUGUGGUGCAGAUCAUGUAGAAAUAUAUGAUGGUGACACUGAAGCAAGUUCACGUAUUGCUCUACUGUGUGGAUCCAAGUCUGGGGCCCUCUACAUUGGAACCGGUGGUCAGAUGAUGGUCAAGCUGGUAACAGGAGAGUCCCCUGUCACCUUCCACAUAGAAUACAGCUCGUCGCACGAAGACAGAUGUACCCCAAAAGAUCGCAGGGCUACAGAACAACCAGAUUACCUUGUUUCUCCCUCAUAUCCCAAUAAAUAUGCAUCGGGUCUUCAUUGCACAUGGCUCAUUGACAGUGGCAACGCAGACUAUAUUGUUAAGUUUAAGGUCGUGCAAGCAAGCAUUGUCUCCUCAGUCGACUGUACGUAUGACUAUCUGGCAGUCUAUGACGGCAUGUCUGAGGCAACCCGCGUCCAGUUGGGUAAAUGGUGCUGGGGCGUUGAUGAAACAGAGACAAUAUAUUCCACUCAACGAUACUUGACUGUUGUCUUUCACACGAGCAAGGAUAACACUGCGAGUGGUUUCAGGCUGAGAUACUGGAGAGAUGCGGCACCUGAAGAACAAGCGCACGAAGACAGAUGUACCCCAAAAGAUCGCAGGGCUACAGAACAACCCGAUUACCUUGUUUCUCCCUCAUAUCCCAAUAAAUAUGCAUUGGGUCUUCAUUGCACAUGGCUCAUUGACAGUGGCAACGCAGACUAUAUUGUUAAGUUUAAGGUCGUGCAAGCAAGCAUUGUCUCCUCAGUCGACUGUACGUAUGACUAUCUGGCAGUCUAUGACGGCAUGUCUGAGGCAACCCGCGUCCAGUUGGGUAAAUGGUGCUGGGGCGUUGAUGAAACAGAGACAAUAUAUUCCACUCAACGAUACUUGACUGUUGUCUUUCACACGAACAAGGAUAACACUGCGAGUGGUUUCAGGCUGAGAUACUGGAGAGAUGCGACACCUGAAGAACAAGGUCAGGCUACAGCUACAGGUAGCAACAUGGGAACAAUUCUUGGUGGCAUCUUUGGUGGCCUCAUACCGUUGGCUGUCAUCAUCUUCAUAAUCUGAUGACCUCGUCUGGAGACCUCUGUCCAAGGGCACGAGUUCUUCUGGAUGUGGUCAAGCCACUCCUGCAGUAGCUUAUCAGCCAAAGCAGCAAGUUGCGUAUAUGCAUCCACUGUCUACUAGUCCUAAUGCGUAUCCUGAUAAAAGAACGCAUGGCCCUUCUCCUCACUAUAACGAGUUUCCUGAACACCAAGGUUCAAAGUGCAUUGUUCAGGGACAUGAAUAUUCCUAACAAGGACCUGUUAAGGAUCAUGAAGUUUCUCAGUUACUCCAUGUUCAAGAACAUGCUUCAUCUCGUGCAGGGCCUAUUCAAGAAAAUAAGUACUCAGCCAGGGCCUUUCUAAGGGAAUCAAUUUUCACAGCCUGUUCAUGAUCUUGAAUAUUCUAAAGGGCAUAAUUAUUCUUGGGCAAGGCCUAUUAUAGAAAAUAAAAACUUUCAGCCAGGGCCAGUCAAGAGGGAUGAAUAAUCUCACCAAGGGCCUGUGGAAAGGGAUGCAUAUUCUCAGAAAGGGCCUGUAGAGAGGGAUGAAUAUUUUUCUGCCAGGGCCUGUGGAAAGAUGAAUAUUCUCAGCCAGGGCCUAUUCAAGAAAAUAAGUACUUAGCCUGAGGACUUUCUAAGGGAAUUCAGUCUAAGGGAAUUAAUUUUCACAGCCUGUGUUCUAAAGGGCAUAAUUAUUCUUGGACAAGGCCUAUUAAAGAAAAUACAUACUUUCAGACAGGGCCUUUCAAGAGGGAUGAAUACCCUCAGCCAGGCCCUGUGGAAAGGGAUGAUUAAUCUCAGCCAGGGCCUGUUGAAAGGGAUGAAUAUUCUCAGUCAGGGCUUGUGGAGAGGUAUGAUUAUUCUCAGCCUGGGUCUGUUGAGAGGGAUGAAUAUUCUCAGUCAGGGCUUGUGGAGAGGUAUGAUUAAUCUCAGCCAGGGUCUGUUGAAAGGGAUGAUUAAUCUCAGCCAGGGUCUGUUGAGAGGGAUGAAUAUUCUCAGUCAGGGCUUGUGGAGAGGUAUAAUUAUUCUCAGCCAGGGUCUGUUGAGAGGGAUGAAUAUUCUCAGUCAGGGCUUGUGGAGAGGUAUGAUUAAUCUCAGCCAGGGUCUGUUGAAAGGGAUGAUUAAUCUCAGCCAGGGUCUGUUGAGAGGGAUGAAUAUUCUCAGUCAGGGCUUGUGGAGAGGUAUAAUUAUUCUCAGCCAGGGUCUGUUGAGAGGGAUGAAUAUUCUCAGUCAGGGCUUGUGGAGAGGUAUGAUUAUUCUCAGCCAGGGUCUGUUGAGAGGGAUGAAUAUUCUCAGCAAGGACCUGUGGCGAGGGAUGCAUAUUGUUUCUGCCAGGGAUUGUUGAGAUAGGAAUAUUCUCAGCCAGGGCCUGUGGAAAGGGAUGAAUAUUCAUAGCCAAUACACAGAGUUCAAAUCUAAAACAGAAGAAAACAACCCCUGGUGUAGUCUGAUAUGCACAUCGCUAUAUGGCUGAAAUAAUGCCAAUGCAAUGUUAAAUUUUAACUCACUCACUCACUGAUACAAGUAUCUGAAGUCCAAAGGAAUGUAACAUACGAUCCUGUGAUACAUAAUUAAUGUUUAAUCUGUACCCUCUCAUUUGAACAACAACAAUUGAAGAUGGGUCCACAGCUCAGUAGCCACCUGUUACCUUAGACAGGUAAUGGAACAACCCAGGUAGAGAAUAAUACACAACCAUAUUAGUCUGUAUGUUAUUUAAUGUGAUCUUAUUUCUAUACUUUGAUUUUCUUUGUUUGUUGUUUAAAGCUGCACUCAGCAAUAUUCCGGCGAUAUGACGGCGGUCUGUAAAUAAUCAAGUUUGGACCAGACAAUCCAGUGAUUGACAUCAUGAGCAUCGAUCUACGUUAUUGGGAUAUGAUGACAUGCAUGAACCAAGUCAGCGAGCUUGUGGCUUUAAGGUUUUGAGAGGUCGCCUUCUGCCUUGGCAAUGCUAACCUGUCCUUCUUCUUGGACGCAUUAUUGUGAGUGGAGGUACACUUCUUUAUUGGGAGUUUUAGAAUUGAUAAAGUUUCUGUUCUUGUAUUGAUAAGAUUUUUGUUUUCGCAUUGAUGGUUUGAUUUUAUUUUUAGAAAUUGGCAGAAUUUCUUCGGCCGCUCUGUGAAAAUGUUUGAGUAGGUGACCAUCUUUCAGAAAUUCACUAUUCUUCCCUAUUGCAUCUCUUGGCUUAAGAAGAUCUGUGACAGAUAGCGAAUCUGACUACAAUUCUUUAUAGGGAUCAUUACCAUAAGAAUUAAUGCAUUGGUAAAACACUUUCAACUGAAUGUUUGUCUUUGUUUUUUGGGGGGCACGGGUGGCCCAGUCGUCUAAGGCGCCGCGAUUCGCUGUGCAGAGUUGCGUCCCUUGGGCACGCCAGAAACCUAUGAUUGUGGGUUCGAAUCCCGGUUCGCCCCGAUUAUGUUUCUAGGUUUGUC
Haliotis rufescens (red abalone) is the source of this 4756-nucleotide messenger RNA. Its product is annotated as bone morphogenetic protein 1-like. The transcript has 19 exons. The record is from RefSeq and is a predicted model, not a curated record. Bases 284 to 2350 code for a protein of 688 amino acids. Lineage: Eukaryota; Metazoa; Mollusca; Gastropoda; Lepetellida; Haliotidae.